CGCACCAUGCAGGAGUCAACGCCCCCUACCACCGCCCGGACCCUGCUUGGCCUGGGGUCACUACAGCUCCCUCCUGUUCGCCAGGACUGCUCGCUGCACCGCCUACCUGCGCCUGGGAUGCCACCUCCCCCCGCUGUGCGCCCCGCCCCCGGGGAGACCCCGGAUUGCCCACACUGUGUCGGGGACUCGAGGCCAGGCAGCCCUGCCAGGGGCGGAGGUCGGGGCAUGGCGCAGACCUGGAGCCUGAGAUCGGAAUGUUUUUCUUCCUGAGCUCCCUUCCUGAGCUGUUUGUGACAGUUAACAGGCAACCCCGAGGCAGAAUCUGCUUCUCCUUUCUGUGGGUGGAGGGAGGGAGACGAGGCCCAUGCAAUCCUACAGCCUUCGCCAUGGAGCAGCUGAGCACAGCAAACACCAGGUUCGCUUUGGAUCUCUUCCACACCUUGAAUGAGAAGAAUCCUACUGGAAACAUCUUCAUUUCUCCCAUAAGCAUUUCAUCAGCGCUGGCCAUGGUCUUUCUGGGGACCAGAGGCACUACUGCAGCACAGGUGUCGAAGGCUUUUUAUUUCAAUACAGUUGAGGAGAUUCAUUCAAGAUUUCAGAGUCUGAAUGCUGAUAUCAACAAGCGUGGAGCUCCCUAUAUUCUGAAACUUGCUAAUAGGUUAUAUGGAGAGAAAACCUAUAAUUUCCUCCCUGAGUUCUUAGCUUCAACUCAAAAAAUGUAUGGUGCUGAAUUAACCAGUGUAGAUUUUCAACAUGCUUCUGAAGAUGCAAGGAAGGUGAUAAAUGAGUGGGUCAAAGGGCAGACAGAAGGGAAAAUUCCAGAACUGUUGGUCACAGGUGUGGUUGAUAACAUGACUAAACUUGUGCUAGUGAAUGCCAUCUAUUUCAAAGGAAAUUGGCAGGAGAAAUUCAUGAAAGAGGCCACGGCCGAUGCAUCAUUCAGACUGAAUAAGAAAGACACAAAAACAGUGAAAAUGAUGUAUCAGAAGAAGAAAUUUCCAUAUGGCUACAUCCAGGACCUUAAGUGCCGUGUGCUGGAACUGCCUUACCAAGGUGAGGAGCUCAGCAUGGUUAUCCUGCUGCCGGAUGACAUUGAGGACGAGUCGACAGGUCUGAAGAAGAUGGAGGAACAAUUGACUUUGGAAAAACUGCAUGAGUGGACCAAACGUGAGAAUCUGGCUCUCAUAGAAGUCAAUGUCCACUUGCCCAGGUUCAAGCUGGAAGAGAGCUACAACCUCAACUCUCACCUGGCCCACCUGGGUGUAGAGGAUCUCUUUAAUAGCAAGGCUGAUCUGUCUGGCAUGUCCGGAGCCAGAGAUCUCUUCAUAUCAAAAAUUGUCCACAAGUCUUUUGUGGAAGUAAAUGAGGAGGGCACAGAGGCCGCGGCCGCCACAGCAGGCAUCGCCACCUUCUGCAUGCUGAUGCCAGAGGAAAAUUUCCGUGCCGACCAUCCAUUCAUUUUCUUCAUUCGACACAAUCCCUCAACUAACAUCCUGUUCUUAGGCAGACUUUCUUCCCCUUAGGUACUGGAAAUACAAGGCCAGCCUCAGAGCUUUAUUACCGGCACUUUCAGUGGUGACAAUUUUCGUAUAUCUUUACCAAUAAAACUACCUUCCAAAACAAGA
This is a messenger RNA of Hipposideros armiger (great roundleaf bat), 1625 nucleotides long. It is a transcript of the gene SERPINB1, whose product is annotated as serpin family B member 1. Gene Ontology annotation, molecular function: serine-type endopeptidase inhibitor activity. Gene Ontology annotation, biological process: negative regulation of endopeptidase activity; negative regulation of interleukin-1 beta production. Bases 255 to 1523 code for a protein of 422 amino acids. The record is from RefSeq and is a predicted model, not a curated record. The transcript is spliced from 7 exons. NCBI's taxonomy places the organism in Eukaryota, Metazoa, Chordata, Mammalia, Chiroptera, Hipposideridae.